AUGAGUGUAGAAUUAAUAGAUAGUAGAAUUAUUAAUAAUUUUAUCGAAGAUGAGGAAGCUUUUACUGCCGCAUUACAAUGUCGUUAUGCUGAAUUAGACAGCGACCAUGAUGGAGUUCUUUGCUACGCUGAAAUACUAAAAGAAUUUCAGUCUCUUAGAAUACUGGACACAGAUUUUGGUAGCGAUUUCGAUCACGAUAAGGAUGGCGUUGUGAGCUUGAAGGAGUACAUGGCAGAGACGAAGGAGAUGAUGAUGGCCAUAGCCAAUGAAAUAGGGUUCAUGCCAAUCCAGAUGGUGUUGGAAAAAGAUAGUCUUCUCAUGAAAGCUGUGGAGCGAGAACACUCAUAA
This is a messenger RNA of Humulus lupulus (European hop), 348 nucleotides long. RefSeq lists its product as uncharacterized. The transcript is spliced from 2 exons. Gene Ontology annotation, molecular function: calcium ion binding. Lineage: Eukaryota; Viridiplantae; Streptophyta; Magnoliopsida; Rosales; Cannabaceae. The record is from RefSeq and is a predicted model, not a curated record. The coding region runs from base 1 to 348 and encodes 115 amino acids.